This is a messenger RNA of Macadamia integrifolia, 2626 nucleotides long. RefSeq lists its product as uncharacterized. The coding region runs from base 329 to 2116 and encodes 595 amino acids. The transcript is spliced from 12 exons. NCBI's taxonomy places the organism in Eukaryota, Viridiplantae, Streptophyta, Magnoliopsida, Proteales, Proteaceae. The record is from RefSeq and is a predicted model, not a curated record.
GAUUUUUGAGUACAUUAUAGGGGCAUCGGAGGUUUUGCGCAAACAGGAGAAACCUCCCUCCCAUCGCAGGGGAAACGAACUACGGAACCACCACACAGCCACACUUUCUCUCUCUAGCUUCGCUAAACGGUUCUUCUUUAAUUUUUUUUUUUUUUGGAAAUCCAAGCUAAUUAGAGCCUCAAAAUUCCACUUUCGAUUGGAACCAAUAAAAUCCGAAACCUGGAAAGAAUCUAUAAUUCAGUUGCAGAGCUCGAAUCCUACUUAUCAGAGUCCGUUUAUCUUUACAAGCUACGGAAACUUCAGCAGUUUUCAAACCCUAAGAUGAUUGAUGCUUGUGAUCGGGAUGCCAGUGUCUGCGAUGGCUCCGUCUCCAUUAACGGUACCUCCGUCGAACAAUCCUCCAUCUUCUUCUUCAAUGAGGUCGCCUUCUUCUUCUUUACAAUCCCAGCAGCUAUCUCUCGGCUUGCUCUCCUUACCUCCGUCGACGUCGGGGGUAGCAGCACCACCUGAUCACCAUGUUAUGGGCCCGGAACCGAUUGCCAUUGCGCAACCGCUGCAAGAGCCAACUGUUGCAAUAGCACCAGUUGCAAGAAUUCGGCUUUCAGACAUUAUACCUUAUGAUGGAGCACCAGUAGGAACAUAUAGUAGGUCAGUGGAGGCACUUUCUGGUUCAAUUACUAGGCAUAAUGCGGCGGUGAUCGAGCUGGGAAGUGAGGAAUCGGCACUGAUGCGAUGUGCUUUAGAGUCGGCAAGGCUGUAUUUCAGGAUGGGAGCUCAGAGUAGAAGCAGCGGAGGGAGUUGGGGAAAGGCCAGUCGAGGGGUCUACAUCUACCGUGGUGGAAGGGCUUUUGAAGAUGGGGACUCAUCACCCCCCUGUAUGGCUGAUGUUUUUAGGUGUAUGGGAAAAGCUGCUCGUGCUGCUUUGUGCGCAAUAGCACGGCAUCUCCGUCUGCGAAGCGAUGUUUUUAACCAUUUGCUUGAUGAUACCCCAUUGCCUGCCAAUGAAGCGUCCUCGUCAUUGCUGGUAGCAGCCUAUUCUCAUCCAUCUUUACAGAAUUGUAAGGGGGCUAUUGUGGGUGGGAAGCCAGCUAUCAACAGUGAAGUAGAGAAGGGAUUAUUGACAUUAAUUACUUCAGAUAGUCCUGGAAUUCAGGUUUGUGACCCCAAUAGUCGUUGGUACCUAGCAGAUGGUGGGUCAGGUCCUGGGGAUCUUUUGCUACUUACAGGCAAGGCCCUCAGCCAUGCCACUGCUGGCCUUCGCCCUGCUGCUUCAUACAGGGCUGCUCCUGACUACUCUUCUGCCACCACUGGAAGGACAUCUCUGGCUUUUAGGCUUAUGCCACAGGGCAAUGCUAUUUUAGAUUGUUCUCCAAUUGCAGCAGUAGGCCAUGUUAUUCCCCAGAGCUAUGUUCCAAUCUCUGUAAGCCAGUUCAUGGAUGACCUUUCUACUGAGGAAGAUGUAGUGUGCAACCGUUCUGAUAAUGCUUAUGAAACCAGGAACAAUUUGAACAGGGAACUAUCACUAUCCUUAAGAAGUGUUCUCUCUGAUCCCAUGUCUGGUGCAUUUCUUGAAGAUGCUGUUGUUGUUUCUUGUGGACAUUCAUUUGGUGGGCUCAUGCUGAGAAAGGUCCUUCAAACGACCAGAUGUACCCUUUGCGGUGUGGAAAUUGAGGGCAGUUCUUUAAUACCAAAUCAUGCUUUGAGAGCUGCAGCUGCUGCAGUGAAGCAUGAGGAUGACCGGAGACUUUUCCAUAAUUCUGUUCUCCGUAAGCGCCGGAGGGAAGUCGGUGAACAAAUGGAUGCAAUGAAGAGAAUAAACAGGGAAAAUGGGGAGAUGGCUGCAGACGGUGACAGUCCAAGGCUACAAAGAGGGGUGCAAUAUCCGUAUUCAGUAAAUGAAAAAGUGCUUAUUAAGGGAAAUAGGAGGACCCCAGAAAAAUUUGUUGGAAGGGAAGCGGUCAUCACAUCACAGUGCCUCAAUGGCUGGUAUCUACUCAAGAUUCUUGGAAGUGGAGAGAGUGUUCGCCUGCAAUACCGUUCUCUCCGGAAGAUCCCAAGCUCUCAGCCAACAGAGGAUAGGCUUCCAGAUCAGCCAGUCAUUCAGAAUAGCAGUUGAUCAACCUCAAGUAGCAGUCAGGAUUCAUUAGAUUAUUACCUUGCUGUCCAGCCCUUGUAAAAAAGUGCAGAUGAGUUUCGUGUGAAUGAUUGUAUUAGAAUGUUGUGAGAAAGAGUAGUAGUUUGAAACCCAAUGGUGGUAAUUAAAUGUCUGUAAAGAGGAGCAAGAUAAAAAGAAAAGAAAGAAACAGAGAGCACGGGGUGAUGAGAGAGUGCUGAAACAUACCAGAUAUGUCGCUCUUUGUAUCAACUGGGAAGUUAAGGAAUACAUCAAAGUUUGUACACCUUGUAUUGUCCAUUGUGUUCACGCGUGAUUGUGAUUCGGAUUAGUGGGAGAAGCAAUGAGAUGUAGGUUGGUAGGUAGCUAUAGGCUUCCUCCCCUGCUAUGGUCAAAUUUUCUUGUGAUUUUUUCAUAUGAUUAAACAGAUUAGAGUAAUUGAUUCAGCUUGAUCAAGGCUGAUACUGUACAGUUUUUAUGCUAUAUAUCAGAUAUAUUUUUCUGGUCUUACAA